Myotis daubentonii (Daubenton's bat) is the source of this 3708-nucleotide messenger RNA. It is a transcript of the gene ATP23, whose product is annotated as ATP23 metallopeptidase and ATP synthase assembly factor homolog. Gene Ontology annotation, molecular function: metalloendopeptidase activity. Lineage: Eukaryota; Metazoa; Chordata; Mammalia; Chiroptera; Vespertilionidae. The record is from RefSeq and is a predicted model, not a curated record. Gene Ontology annotation, biological process: mitochondrial proton-transporting ATP synthase complex assembly; mitochondrial protein processing.
CCCCGCGUUCUGUCCGCCUGGCGGAGGAGGGCCCUGGCGGUGCGUUUGGCGUGGGGGUGGCCACCUUUCCUGGCCUCAUCCCGGGCGCCGAAGGCGGGAGGGAGCGGCGCCGGGUCCGCGGAUGGCAUGGCACGGGCUCCGGGCGCCGCGGGCCAAGCCUCCCCCGAGCAGCUGGCUCCGGAGCAGCCCCAGCAGGGCUUCCUCGCCCGCUUCCUCGCCGACGACCAGAAGUGCCAGCUCAUGCUCCUGAAGACGCUGCAGACCAAUCCAUAUGUCAAACUUCUACUUGAUGCCAUGAAACGCUCUGGUUGUGCCGUUAACAGAGAAAGACACUUCUCUUGUGAAGACUGUAAUGGGAAUGUCAGUGGAGGCUUUGAUGCGUCAGUGUCUCAGAUUGUUUUGUGCCAGAAUAAUAUCCGUAAUCAGGCCCAUAUGAACAGAGUGGUCACCCACGAGCUCAUUCAUACGUUUGAUCAUUGUCGUGCUCAUGUCGACUGGUUCACCAAUGUCAGACAUUUGGCCUGCUCAGAGACGUGUGUCAGAGACAGAGCCAUUCUUUCUAUCCUGGCUGUUAGGAAUGUCAGCAAAGAAGUAGCUGAAAAGGCUGUUGAUGAAGUUUUUGAAUCUUGUUUCAAUGACCAUGAACCUUUUGGAAGGAUCCCACAUAACAAGACAUAUGCAAAAUAUGCUCACAGAGACUUUCAAAACCGUCAUCGGUACUACUCAAAUAUAUGAAGGCAAUGACAUUUUAUAUUACAGAGCCUCAGUGAUCAUGAAGAAAAUAUGGUUCUCAGGUGCACAAAUGUAUAAAACAUAAAUGAUCAAUUAAAUACAGAUAAGACAGAAGAUGCUGAUCCUAGUAUAUUAUCAGAAAAUGUAACUCUGGUGAAAAAUGGAACUGCCUUAAACGUCAAGGCAAAAAUUAUAUCUGUAUAGCUAACCAUUUGGUGAAUAAGGCAAAUCAAUUACAUUUUUGUAUUUUCUACAUUGUACUUGUGUUUUUGAUUUUUGUGAUUUUAUUUUUAUUACAUACUAGAGGCCCAGUGCAUGGAUUCGUGCACCGGUGGGGUCCCUUGGCCUGGCUUGCGCCCUCUCGCAAUCCAGGAACCCUCGGGAGAUGUCAGAGAGCUGGUUUGGCCCGAUCCCCGCAGGCCAGGCAGAGGGGACCCCCCAGUGCACGUGCACUGGGCCUCUAGUAUGCAUAUAAGAUCUUUGGUUAAUCUCUUCCUGCCCUCCUCCCUCCCCCCUUCCCUUUGAGAUUCAUCAGUCUGUUCCAUGUUUCCAUGCCUGUGGUUUCCGCUCCUGUGUUGAGCGUCUGCCCCCUGGUGGUUAGUGCGUGUCAUAGCUACCAACUGGUCAGCCAGUCGGCCGGUCGCUUAGGCUUUUAUAUAUAUAGAUGAUUAUUUUAAUAUUUGAUUAAGAAAACUGUGAAGUGGUACCUUGUAUAAUGUUGAUAGGAGACCACUGUUGGUAUUUACAUUAAGUGUAAAGAAAAAUGUACUGAUUUUAUUUAUAGGACAUUUGUUGAGAUGUCAUGAUCAAAACAUUUAAUGAAUGAAAGUUGGAAAUAAUUCACUCAAUGAUCAAUGCCUACCCCACUCUCUGUUCUUCUUUCCACAUGUAUGUGGAGACUAUAUGGUUCAGUUUUCUGGGGACAGUUUUUUAAAAAUAUGUUUUUAUUGAUUCUUUUUUCUUUCUUUUUUUCUAUUUUAAGUGAGAGAAUAAGGGAGAGGAGUAGAGAGAUAGAAACAUUGAUGAGAGAGAAACAUUAAUCGGCUGCCUCCUGCAUGCACCCCACUGGGGAUUGAGCCUACAACCAGGAAUCGACUGGUGACCUCUUGGUUCAUGGGUUGUCGCUCAACUGCUGAGCCACACCAGCUGGGUGUUUUCUGGGGACAGUUUUGAUUAGAUUUUUUAAUUUUUUAAAGAAAAGUUUAUUGCCCUAGCCAGUUUUGCUCAGUGGAUAGAGCAUUGGCCUGUGGACUGAAGGGUCCUGGGUUCAAUUCUGGUCAAGGGCACAUGCGUGGGUUGUGGGCUCGAUCCCCAGUAGGGGAUGUGCAGGAGGCAGCCGAUCAAUGAUUCUCAUCAUUGAUGUUUCUAUCUCUCUCUCCCCCUUCCUUCCUCUCUGAAAUCAAUAAAAAUAUAUUUAAAAAAGAGAAUAGUUAAUUGAUUUUUAGAGAGAGAGGAAGGGAGAAGAGGGAAACAUCCAUGCGAGAGUGUAACAUCGAUCGGCUGCCUCCUGUGUGCCUCCCACUAGGGAUCGAGUCUGCAACCUGGGCAUGUGGCCUGACCAAGAAUCAAACCGGCAACUCUUCCAUGAAUGGGAUGAUGCCCCACCAAUUGAGUCACACUGCCAGGGCUUUCUUUAUUUUUAGUAAAGGCCAGUACAGUAAAUUCACAAUGCAAUUUAAAUUUUAUAUAUAUAUAUAUAUAUAUAUAUAUUUAAUCCUCACCCGAGGAUAUGUUUUUUAGAGAGAGAGAGGAAGGGGGAGAGAGAGAGAGAGAGAAACAUUGAUUAGUUGCCUCCUGUAUGAACCCCAACCGGGGAUCAACCCACAACCUAGGUAUGUGCCCUGGCUGGAAAUUGAACCCACAACCUUUUUGGUAUAUGGAAUGAUGCUCCAAGCAACUGAGCCACUUGGCCAGGGCUAAUUUUUAUAUAUUUAUAAGAUUUUUCACAUAAUCAUUCUUAAAUAUUUUGUUUAAGUCCUGAUAUGAGUUUUGAAUUCAGAAAACAUGGUCCUUUUAUCUGUCCCUCUUUUUUUCUUUUUUAAUCUGACCCUCUUAACUGGUAACUGCAUCUUCUAGCUGUCUUAGCAAACAUCUCUUGGCCUAUGUCCAUACUGAAAGACACUGUGUGUAUAGGUGGUUAAUUAAGGGUUCAAACAUAAUGAAGUUAGCAGGAUUCUUUCUUUUGAGCUAAAAUUUGAUUACAUAUAAAUUGUAAAGUGAUAACUCAAGCUUAAUAACUUAUUAAACAUUAAAAUAUGAUUUGAAGAUUCUUGGGAAGAUGGUGGAAUAGCAAGCAACAAAUCUGUCUCCCCACCUAGAUAAAAUUAUACUGACAGAAUCUAUUUAAUGUAAAUAUUUUGGACUUCUAGAGUCUAUUGAAAGCUUGUAACUUCCAGGGGGAGGGUUGGGAGGUAAAUUGAAGCUAAUUUUGGCCAUUUUCAGCUGUUAGCACAGUACUAGUUACUCAUCUGUCACUAGUGUGCCUUGUUGCAGGCAGCUAUGCAUGUUUUCCCAAAACAGCUUGUAUACAGAUUGUGGGAACCAGACAGGAGGGGUGGGGGCAAAAAGCCCCCUGUCCUCCAUAUAUUUGGGAUCUGCUCUGAUUGCUCAUUGCUGCUUCUUUUCACAGAGGUUCAGACAGAGAGAUGGUGGCAUUGUUACACUUCCUCCCAUUUUUACAAACUGCUUCUCAUCUGUCUGAAAUGACCUACAGUGUACUAUUUAAAGGGCUGAUGCCCUUUUUUCCCCCAAUUAAUUUUUCUCUUUUCCCCCUUUUGGGAACCAUACAUUAAAGACUAGAAAAUUAAAAACAAUGGCAUAUACAAGGGAAAUUAGAAAGUCACUAUGCAUGCCUAGGGAAUGGUACAGGCUCAGAAAAGACCCAAGAAGACCUUAAGUUUAUACUUUUAGGCAGACCCUUGGUAUAGGGACAACAGCAACAGCAAAAAUCUCCAAAAAAACAAAAACAACAACAAA